AUGUAUCACCUUCGUUAUGGUUCAUUCGAGUUCAUCACGGCAGGGCUCACCCCGCUCUGUUUCCAAGAAGGGCCCGUGGGUACUUCGGGAAUCUUAGAACACAGAGGUGCAAUCUUCCUACACACGAAAUGCAGAGAAGGAGGUGGGAAGCCAUGGGCCACAGAGCGCGCGGGAGCUCCGACCGUCCAGCGGAGUGCUGGGGAAAUCCUGCCUAACACUGUGGCGUCGUGGCCCUGGGAACCGGCCAGGGCAGCCCGUGGGCCACGUCCGCAAGCCACGCAGUCCCGCAGGUUAAGGACCUGCCCAGGGCCCGGCGGAGCAUCCUUUACUCUCACCCUACCCCUGCUAGAGGGCGAGCGAGCACGCAGAAAGCAGGCUCACCAGUCUCAGCCUAGUCGGGUGGGAAGCGACCGCGAGUCCCAGCCAGCAGGCCGCCAGGCCACCAAGCCGCGGAGCCCCUCACCGGCUUGCUCCGAGUCCCUCACCGCACCUAGCUACCCUGCGCCCCGCCUCGUCGGAGCCCCGCCCAGCAUCGCUAGUCACACGCCAUGUGGCGCUGCGGCGGUUGGCGGGUGCAAGAAGCACUGCAGGGGCUGCAGUACACAGCACAGAGUAUGGAGGGGGAUGAGUAACCCAGCUUGUGAGAGAGCGCUGCAGUAUAAGGUGGGAGAAAAGAUCCUCGGCUUCACCGUAAACCAGGUAACAUCUAUUCCUGAACUCUUUCUAACUGCAGUGAAGCUCAGCCAUGACAACACAGGAGCCAGAUAUUUGCACCUGGCAAGAGAAGACACAAAUAAUGUGUUCAGUGUGCAAUUUCGUACUACCCCAAUGGAUAGUACUGGUGUUCCACAUGUUCUCGAGCAUACAGUCCUGUGUGGCUCUCAGAAAUAUCCAUGUAGAGAUCCUUUCUUCAAAAUGUUGAACAGGUCAUUAUCCACUUUCAUGAACGCCUUCACAGCUAGUGAUUUUACUCAGUAUCCGUUUUCCACACAAAAUCACAAGGAUUUUCAGAAUCUCCUCUCAGUAUAUUUGGAUGCAACCUUUUUUCCAUGCUUGCGGGAACUAGAUUUCUGGCAGGAAGGAUGGAGACUAGAACAUGAGGAUCCAAGUGAUCCCCAGACGCCUUUGAUCUUCAAAGGCGUUGUCUUUAAUGAAAUGAAGGGAGCAUUUACAGAUAAUAAGAGGAUAUUCUCCCAGCACCUUCAGAACAAAAUUCUUCCUGACCACACUUACUCAGUGAUCUCCGGAGGUGAUCCACUGUGCAUCCCAGAGCUCACAUGGGAGCAGCUUAAACAGUUUCAUGCUACUCACUACCACCCAAGUAAUGCCAGGUUCUUCACUUAUGGUAAUUUUCAAUUAGAACAGCAUCUGAGACAAAUUCAUGAAGAAGCACUGAGUAAAUUUCAGAAAAUUGAACCAAAUACUGCAGUGCCAGCUCAGAAGCACUGGGAUAAGCCAAGGGAAUUCCAGAUAACAUGUGGCCCACAUUCACUUGCUGCAGACACCUCUAAACUGGUCAGCGUUAGCUUCCUCUUGCCAGAUAUCACUGACACAUUUGAAGCCUUCACAUUAAGUCUUCUGUCUUCUCUCUUGGUUGCUGGGCCCAAUUCCCCCUUUUACAAAGCUUUAAUUGAAUUUGGACUUGGCACAGACUUUUCUCCUGAUGUUGGAUAUAACGGAAACACAAAGGAGGCGUAUUUCAGCCUGGGCCUCCAAGGGAUUGCAGAGAAAGAUAUUCAGAAGGUCAGGGACCUUGUGGAUAGCACGUUUGACGAAGUAGUUGAGAAAGGAUUUGAAGAUGAUCAAAUAGAAGCUUUACUUCAUAAAAUUGAAAUUCAAAUGAAGCAUCAGUCAACCAGUUUUGGACGUGCCCUGAUAUCGUACGUAGCUUCCUGCUGGAAUCAUGAUGGAGACCCUGUGGAACUCUUGCAGUUGGGAAAUCAGUUGACUAAAUUUAGGCAGUGCCUUAAGGAAAAUCCUAAAUUUUUGCAAGAGAAAGUGAAACAAUAUUUUAUGGUAAGAAAAUUGGAGUAUUUAUUUCUUUAAUUUUUAAGUUGGAUUUCAAAAUAUUAGAAGGAACAUUAGGGGAACAUAAUGUGUAUAUUUAUGUAAGUUAGUUUCUAAUAAUGUAUAGAUGUCAGAAUGUCUUAAUUUCUAGUUAAAAAUGUAAAUGCUUACACUAACAUUGUUUUCCAAGUUUUAAUGCAAGUUGAUCUUUUUCAUACUAAUAUCUGUGUCCAUUUUUAUAUAUGUAUGUAUUAACAAAAUGUGUACAUUUUCCUAUUUUGUUAAUGGAAGAGUAAUAUAAACUAUAAGAACAGUUAAGUACACUGUAUACUCUCUAUUUUUAUGACUGAGUUCUUUUGGUGUUUGCUUGCAUUCCUGGAUUUCUAGGCAUUUAUACUUGGCUUUAUUCUUG
This is a messenger RNA of Marmota monax (woodchuck), 2419 nucleotides long. RefSeq names its product presequence protease, mitochondrial-like. Gene Ontology annotation, cellular component: mitochondrial matrix. Gene Ontology annotation, biological process: protein processing. Gene Ontology annotation, molecular function: metal ion binding. Lineage: Eukaryota; Metazoa; Chordata; Mammalia; Rodentia; Sciuridae. The record is from RefSeq and is a predicted model, not a curated record.